Penicillium lagena is the source of this 516-nucleotide messenger RNA. RefSeq lists its product as uncharacterized. The record is from RefSeq and is a predicted model, not a curated record. Lineage: Eukaryota; Fungi; Ascomycota; Eurotiomycetes; Eurotiales; Aspergillaceae. The transcript has a single exon. The coding region runs from base 1 to 516 and encodes 171 amino acids.
AUGAUAAGUGGCUCUAGGCCAGAGCAGCCUGCCCAAACCCCUCAUAGCAAGGCAACAGUGUCACCCGUUCCGCAGCGGCAGCUCUCCACAGCAAGACGAGCUGCAACAAGCAGACCACCAAAUGCUAUCAAAGCAUCGUCCCUCUCGAGCGUUUCUCAGCUCCCGAUAAACCCACCUGCAACCUCAAUCCCACCAGUCCCGGGGCAAACACUCUCUCCCAAUAACAACGACAACAACCAAACCGGUCCUCCCUUAACGACCCACCCCAGUGAACAUCCACAAAACACAGCUCUAACCCUGCCUGCGCAGAGGCGCCUGAAAGCACCUUUGCGCAAAUCCCUCUCCGACCCCACAGCACUUACCGGCCAAACCAGUCUCCAGCCCAGACCCGCGCCCACAAAGAGUUCGUUGAGUACACUGGCCGAGCGCGAUGAACCGCAUGAUCAAGGGCCUUGGUCAGCCGAGGCGUUGGACCUGUUCGACUUUUGGCCGCCGGGACGGCCGAAACCGAUUUAG